AUGUAUAUAGAAUGGUCUUGGGUGGCUUUUGCCUCUACAGCUGGAGCAACUUUGCUUCCGUUUCCUCUACCAGAACCGACACAGCUGUUUGCGUCUGACCAAGGGCUGUUAGAUCUCCCACCGAAGCCGAUUUCUGCUCUCGCAGGAGCUAUCUUGCCUUUGAUCUUUCCGCAUACAUAUCAGCCCACGUCAACAACGACUCAGCCGGCGACCUCGACUACGCAGCCGCCUGCAGUCCCUCCUGUAACAUCGGCUUCUCCAACGCCUGCUUCUCCAACACAGGCUUCUCCAACACCUACGCCAGACACGAAAGGGGGUCAGAGCAGCAACCUAGACUCACAAAAUGGAGACGCUGUGACUAGCAGCAGCAGUAGCAGCAGCAGCACAGCUGUAAGUGUAACCACCUCGACUACUAGCACAUCCGGCAGCCCUUCCACCCCCGGCGGAAACUUCUGUGCCAAUCCCACUCCAAGCCAAGCACCUGCAAAGUACUGGUUGGAAACGCAAGAUCAUACUGGACCCGGCCGUGGAUACGCGCCCUUUGUCCAGGGAAAUUCUGCAUAUCCUGUUCAUCGAAAUGCCCUGGAUUACGGUGCUAAGAAUGAUGGCAGCGGGAACCAGACUGCUGCGCUACAGAACGCAAUCAAUUCCGAUGGUCAGGGCGGAUCUCGGGAGGGAAGAGGAGUCACUUAUAUGCCAGCCGAAGUGUUCUUGCCUGGUGGCGUGUAUACUCUUGGUGGCACUCUUGACAUCCGAGUGGGCACAAUUAUUGUAGGAGAUCCGUUGAACAGGCCUGUGAUCAAAGCCAGUUCCGACUUUGUCGGCUCUACUCUGAUCAACGGCCAGGAUCCUGCAGCUGGUCACCCGGAAACGACAUUUAUGAUUGCUUUGAAAGAUGUCAUUCUUGAUACAACUAGCUUAGACGCGUCGGCCACGUUCACUGCCUUGCAAUGGGGUAUUGCUCAGGGAUGUGCCCUGACAAACGUUGAUGUUAACAUGCCGCAAGGCUCCCUUGGGCAUAUUGGCAUUCAUAUUAACGGCGGCUCGACUAUUGCCGUUACAGACGUGACUAUUAAUGGCGGUGGCAUCGGUAUUCAAAACUCGAACCAGCAGGUCAAUUUCAAGAACAUAACAUUCAAGGGCUGUCGCACCGGGUUCGCCGGCACAGGAGGCUUUACUGUUGUUCUCCAAGGAGCAACAUUUGAUUCCUGUGGUCUCGGUAUAGAUAUGACCAAAAAUUCACUCGGUUCAAUGGUCAUCCUCGAUUCCACGUCAACCAACACUGGCACCCUCGUGAAAUUCCACGAUUCCUCCAACGCGUCUGGGCCGCGAAACAGUCAGAUUAUUAUUGAGAACCAUACUAGCGAGGGCACGAAUCCGCUUGCUGUCACGAGCAACGGCACAACCGUGCUCGGCGGACAGUCACACAUUGAUACCUGGUUCUUCGGUAAUCACAUCCCUGGCGUCUUCCAGGCUGGUGGUUACCUGGGUACUUUACGUCCAACUGUGCUUUUGGGUAGUGAUGGGAAGUAUUUCACACGAAAACAACCUAAUUAUGCAAACGCCCCUGCUAGUCAGGUCGUCAACGUCAAAACUGUAUCUGAACACCCGGUUCAUGGAGAUGGCAAAACGGAUGACUCGGCUAACUUGAAUGCUAUCCUGCGUGAUAAUGCCGCCAACUGCCGCAUCUCUUACUUCCCCUUUGGAGUAUACAUUCUGAGAGACACCUUGGUCGUUCCCCCUGGCAGUCGUAUUGUGGGCGAGGGUUGGUCGGUACUGUCAGGAGCAGGGUCCGCUUUCACCGACUCUGCCAACCCCCGCCCAGUCGUCAAAGUUGGGAACCAGGGCGAUGUUGGCGUUGCUGAAAUCCAGUACAUGCGCUUCACAGUAGCAGAAGUCCUUCCAGGGGCUAUUGUUGUCGAAGUCAACAUGGCCGGAAACCAACCAGGCGAUGUAGGAAUCUGGAACAGUCUGACCACUGUUGGUGGCACCGCAGACACUACUAUUUCGAGCAGUUGCACAAACCAGGACGCCCGUUACUGCAUGGCUGCAUUUAUGCUGAUGCAUAUCACUUCUUCCUCGUCCUCAUAUGUCGAGAAUCACUGGGGUUGGACAGCAGACCAUAACCUAGACGGCGGGCCAUCGCCUAUCAUUGUCUCCACCGGCCGGGGUAUUCUUGUAGAGUCAACUAAACCCACAUGGCUGGUGGGUACGAGCUCUGAGCACAACUGGCUGUAUCAAUACAACUUCCACUCGUCGUCCAACGUGUAUGCCGGGAUGAUGCAAAGCGAAACCCCAUACAUGCAAGGUCUCGGCGCGGUGGAGACUGCGGCGGCACCAUGGGGCGUGUCGAGCCAGUACAACGAUCCAGACUUUUCUUGGUGCGGAAAAACAGACCAGCUCUGUCGGUCUGCACUCGCCGCAAACGUGGAUGCUGGAAGCAAUAUCAUGCUCUAUGGUUCCGCGGCGUGGGCGUUUUUUGAGGGGCAGUGGAAUGGACUCUACAAUACUCCCUGUGCGAAUGGGAUUUGCCAGACUAACAUGAUGCGUGUGACUAAUAAUCCGCAGAACUUGGUCUGGUAUUCUAUCAGCACCAAGUCGUCGGACGUGAUGGUGCUGGAUGGGAAGUCCAACCCGAGAGAAUACAACAACCCAGGCGGUUGGUCAGGCCUCGUGCAAGCCUAUCGCCAAUUCGCAUACUAG
Talaromyces rugulosus is the source of this 2703-nucleotide messenger RNA. RefSeq lists its product as uncharacterized. The coding region runs from base 1 to 2703 and encodes 900 amino acids. The transcript has 3 exons. Gene Ontology annotation, molecular function: polygalacturonase activity. The record is from RefSeq and is a predicted model, not a curated record. NCBI's taxonomy places the organism in Eukaryota, Fungi, Ascomycota, Eurotiomycetes, Eurotiales, Trichocomaceae.